AGCUUAAGAAAUUUCUGAACAAAAAAGUUUUUUUAAAGUUAUUUCCCAAUCACAUAUACAGAAGAAAAUUAAUCUUACGUGUUAAUCAUUCUAAAGUUUUCAUGCUCACCACUAGAGGACGUAAGUGAAUUAUUUUAAAUACAGGGUGUUUCAAAAGAAGUGAUCCCGUCUCUAGGAUAGGAAAACUAAAAAACAUUUGGAGUUUGCCAAGUAAGAAAUUUUCCAACCAAUCUUCUAAUCAGCUGAGAGUCCCCUAUAUGGUCAUUAAAGUGACUUUGAUUCUGCUUUUCAAUUCUUGAGGUGAAUUUAUCUCAGGAACAAAACUUUUUCUUUAAGAUACGACCAAACUGUGUAAUCCAAGUGAUAAGAAUCGCAUGACCGAAAAGGCCAAUGAAAAUUUUUACUGAGCAUACCCCAAACCCCACACGGAAUCAUCUAGUCAAAUGCGGAUUAAGGGAGGCGUGUUCCGGAAAAACUCUUUUGGAAAAGGCUUUUUCUAAUUAAAUAGAAGUAAUGAUUUUAACAAUAUUUUGAAUAAAGUAUACAAUUGAUUAGUAAUUACAAAAAAAGACCAAAAACAAUGCGAUGAAAUUGAAUCAGUAGCGGAUUUUCGUAAGGUAUUGUUGAAAUUUCUCCCGACCAUGCUGAAAAUAUCGUAGAAAACAAUUUGAUUUAUUUCCAAAGCUAUUAAUUAAAAAAAUUAUCUAAUUAAUUAUUGAAGAUCAAGGUAAAGAUUUAAUAAGAAAGCGUGUUUGGUUAUUACUUUUUCUAACUAUUCCAUAAAUCAUCAAUUUCUAUGGGAUACAUAGAUAGCAGAGAUUUCGUUAAAAAUGCAUUUGUUCUUUCUGAAUACGAAAUACCUAGCCUAACCUAGCCCAAGCUUACCUAUCCUAACCUAACUUUACCUAGUCUAGCUUAACCUAACCUAACCUAACCUCGCCUUGCCCCGGCUCAUCCCGAACAAUAUUUUCAAGGUUAUCGGUGCUGUGAGGUUUAAACGAUACAACUAUCAAAGUUUUCUAGUGCUAUCAAUAUUUUACUCACGUGUGAAUAACUUUUUAUAGCGAUUUAUUGUAUUGAAAAUAACAUGAUAUUAACGAUGAACAAAUUUCUGUCUCCUUAUGUCCCCCUCCUGCAAUAGAUUUUAAAACCGGUUUGCCACCAUUUUCUUUAGAAUAUAUUUAAAUAAUCGUACCUUGCGUAUUAUCUAUCAUUAUAACAUACGAUUUCCUUGAGAUUUCGAGGUCAAUAUAACAUAUAAUUAUGUGCAGUAAUCUGCUAAGUUCAAAGUAAACAAAUAAAUAUAUAUGAAGUAUUAGUGAUUAGUCGCAAUUUUGAAGUACUUUUAUAAUUGAUAAAGUUUUUAUGGUAAAAGAAAAAACAAAAAAAUAUGUCGAUUAUAACCGGAGAUAUUCUAUUUGAUUUGACAGCGAUAAUUAUUGGUGUCAUAACAGCAGUGAUAAUUUAUUGUAAAUGGUCGUUUCAAUACUGGAAAGACCGGGGUGUAACUCAUCUAGAGCCAAAGCUAAUAUGGGGAAAUCUUCGUCCUCCUCAUAGGAGAAUUAUUUCUAUUGGAGAUGAGGUAGCGGAACUUUACAAAAAAGCCAAACAGAACGGAUGGAAGCAGCUGGGAUUUUAUAACAUGACUGAACCAAUCUACAUGCCGAUAGAUUUGAAUAUUUUGAAACAUAUCAUCACAAAGGAUUUCAGUCAUUUUGUCGAUAGAGGAUUGUAUGUAAAUGAGAAAAAUGAACCAAUAUCUGCUCAUCUAUUCGCAAUUGGUGGAACAAAAUGGAGGAAUUUGAGAACCAAAUUCACACCCACAUUCACCUCAGGAAAAAUGAGAACAAUGUUCAAAACUAUCACUGUUUGCGGCGAUCAACUCAACAGAUAUUUGAUAGAGAAGAUAACUCUUCACGAACCUGUUGAUAUUAAAGAUAUCUUGGGAAACUUUUCGACUGAUAUCAUCGGAUCAUGCGCUUUUGGUUUGGAAUGUAACAGUUUUAAAGAUCCUGAUAGUCCGUUCAGACAAAUAGGGAAAAAAGUGUUCGAUAGAACCCGCUUUGAAAACUUAAAAUUCAUAUUUGCUAAUAACUUUCCAAAUGUAGCAAAUCUUCUAGAUAUACGCUUACUUGAUGCAGAGGUGUCAAAUUUUUUCACUACAGUGGUUGCUGAUUCCGUUAAAUAUAGAGAAGAGAACCAUGUGCAUCGUAACGACUUUUUACAAUUAUUAAUUGAAAUAAAGAAUCAAGCAAAAGAUGGAGAAAGAUCAGGAGAUGGUUCCACUUUAACCUUGGAUGAGAUGGUUGCUCAAAGUUUUGUAUUUUUCGUCGCUGGGUUCGAAACUAGCUCCACAACCAUGACUUAUGCCCUUUAUGAACUUGCUAGGAACCCAGAUAUUCAGCGGAAAGUACGAGAUGAAAUCAAUUUUAUUCUAAACAAGUACGGUGGUGAAGUUACUUAUGAUUGUUUGAGUGAAAUGAAGUAUUUGUCACAAGUUAUUGACGAAACACUUAGAAUGUAUCCAGCUGUUCCCUUCAUUACUAGAAAGUGCGUAGAAGAAUAUGUAGUUCCGGAAACGAAUUUAAAAAUGUCUAAAGGUACAAGAGUUUGGAUUCCCAUAAAAGGGAUACAUUACGAUGAAGAUUACUACCCAAAUCCGAAAGUUUUCGAUCCUGAGAGAUUUUCUGACGAGAAUAAACGAAACAGAAAUCAAUAUGCUUUUAUACCAUUUGGAGAAGGACCAAGAAUGUGCAUAGGUAUGCGUUUUGGAAUUGUACAAACUAAAGUUGGUUUGAUCAAUGUUCUAAGGAAUUUUGAAAUAAGGAUUGAUAAAAAGACGAAAACUCCAUUGGAAACAGACAUAAAUAGUUUCAUUCCUAAAGCAGAAGGUGGAAUUUGGUUGAACAUGGAAAAAAUAUAACGUAAAAGAUGAAGAAAAACUUGUUGAUCUAAUUCAUAUUAUCUUUUUAUUAAUGUAUUAUUAGACUAUUUUUUUGCAAGAAAAAAUCAUAUUAAAAUCUGAAGUACA
This is a messenger RNA of Diorhabda sublineata, 3031 nucleotides long. Its product is annotated as probable cytochrome P450 6a14. The record is from RefSeq and is a predicted model, not a curated record. Gene Ontology annotation, molecular function: monooxygenase activity; iron ion binding; heme binding. The transcript has 8 exons. Bases 1391 to 2923 code for a protein of 510 amino acids. NCBI's taxonomy places the organism in Eukaryota, Metazoa, Arthropoda, Insecta, Coleoptera, Chrysomelidae.